CAGCACACAACUCUACCAUCUUCCUCCUGCAGUAGUGACACACACCUUCAGUCAUGAGGUUCUUGGUUGUGAUAGCAGUCAUGGUGGCUGCUGUGGGUGCUUUCCCUUCCAACGCAGGCUACGUGCUCCCUGCUGGUAACAUCGGCUACUCCGGCAUUGUGCGAACUGACGGCACAAUUGAAGCCUUCCCUGGAGACUUUUCCCAUGACAUUGUGCUAAUCGGACCCUCCGGCAUCGUGACCAAGUCCGGCAAAAACGUGCAGCUCGACAGGAACCUCCACAGGACUAAGCGUUCUGCUGGUUUCGUUCGACCCGAGGGUAGUGUCGGCUACUCCGGCAUUGUGCGAACUGACGGCACAAUUGAAGCCUUCCCUGGAGACUUUUCCUUUGACAUUGUGCUAAUCGGACCCUCCGGCAUCGUGACCAAGUCCGGCAAAAACGUGCAGCUCGACAGGAACCUCCACAGGACUAAGCGUUCUGCUGGUUUCGUUCGACCCGAGGGUAGUGUCGGCUACUCCGGCAUUGUGCGAACUGACGGCACAAUUGAAGCCUUCCCUGGAGACUUUUCCUAUGACAUUGUGCUAAUCGGACCCUCCGGCAUCGUGACCAAGUCCGGCAAAAACGUGCAGCUCGACAGGAACCUUCAUCGCGUCUAAUAACAUCUAAUCAACCUCUCCUGAAUGACGAUUCCCUGGGGUCACCAGGUGUAGCUCAAGCAUCCCCCAAUAAUACCAUCAUUUGCGAGUGAACCAGCGUAUUUAUCCACAUGCUGGUCUGCUUCCUUGCUCACACCUUUGUCCUUAAUACACUUACUGAGACUUCCCUUUUCAAGAAUCAUAACAUUCUCUUCCAACAUUGGAUAGACCAACCGCCUGAACGGCUAGUAAGCUGGUAAGAGGCGAAAAUAAUAAGGAAAAAAACAUUUUCUUAAAUCCCUCUGACACCGAAAGUUGGGUUGUAUCUGUAAUGUGUAUGCGCAAUUGUUGAUAUUUAGUUAACUUUAUGAACAAAUAAACCUGGUCAAGUAUCCACCAGCAGCAAAGCAACAUUAUAAACUCAGCUACUCAGCUGCUUUAUUCUUGUAACAUAUACAUUUUAUUUUACUUUUCUUGCCACUUGUUUUUUUUUUUUUGUUCAGAGAGAAAUAAGCUUUGCUACGAAGUGUCUUCUUUUGUCCAGUGAUAUAUAUCCUGGAGAAUAAACAGUGCAAUGUA
Molecule: messenger RNA, 1214 nt
Organism: Homarus americanus (American lobster)
Lineage: Eukaryota; Metazoa; Arthropoda; Malacostraca; Decapoda; Nephropidae
Product: cuticle protein CP1158-like
Exons: 2
Coding region: 54-656 (200 amino acids)
Molecular function (GO): structural constituent of cuticle
Source: RefSeq, a predicted model, not a curated record